GCGCAGGCAUCCCCCGACGGUCACCGGAGCUCGGGGCUGGGGGAAGCUUGGGUUUAACGGGAAUGGAUCUGGUUUGCAAAUCGCCCGGAAUGCCCCGACGGCGGUAAUCCUCCCUCCCUCCCGGGGUGGAGGCAGCUCCCCUUCUGAAAGUCUCAGUGCCGGGCGCCUGGCGGGAGACAAGGAAACCGCAUCUCCGCUGCCCCAGCAGGAGCGCCGGGAGGUGACGCCGCGCCGCGGGCCGCCGCGAGCCGCCGCCGGGCCGGGAGGGCGGUGCCGGGGCCGCGCCGGCCCCUCCCGCUGCGCCGGGGCCGCUUCCUGCCGACGCCGCGGCCUGUUGUGGUUCCGGGGCGGCCGCAGCAUGGAGGUGCCGGCAGCGGCGGGCGGCGCUGCGACGCUGGCGGGGCCCGACCCGGAGCUGGCGGCCACCAUGGGCUUCUCGGGUUUCGGGAAGAAAGCUCGGACUUUUGACCUCGAAGCCAUGUUUGAACAAACGAGAAGAACUGCUGUGGAAAGGAGCAGGAAAAUUUUGGAGGCUCGUGAAAGAGAGAAGGAAGAUGAGGCUGAAAAAGAAUUUAGAUGUCUGCACCCUGAUUCACCAGCUUCAGCCUCAAGUGCAGUAGGAGCUGAGUCCACAUUAACCCCAAGAGACGCAGCCUCUAGUGAAAACGAAGAUAGUUCAGAUGAAGAGUUAACUGGUCCUUCUGUCCAAUCCCAGACUUCAGCUCAAGGUCAAAACGAGGAUACUGAUGAUGAUGAUGAUGAAGAAUUCAUUGGGCCACCACUUCCACCUGGGUUCAAGGACAGUGAUGACAAUCAUGAUGACGAUGAUAUACAGGAGGAAGAUAACAACCCCGUCAAGAGAAUUCCAGAUUCUCAUGAAAUUACACUCCAGCAUGGAACAAAAACAGUUUCUGCUUUGGGUUUGGAUCCUUCAGGUGCCCGUUUGGUAACUGGUGGCUAUGACUAUGACAUUAAAUUUUGGGAUUUUGCUGGAAUGGAUGCCUCUCUCCAAGCUUUUCGGUCGCUCCAGCCAUGUGAAUGUCACCAAAUCAAAUCUUUACAGUAUAGCAGCACAGGAGAUGUUAUUCUUGUCGUCUCUGGUAACUCGCAGGCAAAAGUUCUUGACAGAGAUGGUUUCCCUGUAAUGGAGUGCAUAAAAGGAGACCAGUACAUUGUGGAUAUGACAAACACUAAGGGUCAUACAGCAAUGCUCAAUUCAGGCUGUUGGCAUCCUAAAAUAAAGGAGGAAUUUUUGACAUGUUCCAAUGAUGGAACUGUGAGGACAUGGGAUGUUAACAAUGAAAAAAAGCACAAAGGUGUAUUUAAACCACGAUCCGCUCAAGGUAAAAGGGUGAUUCCCACAACUUGCACAUACAGCAGAGAUGGUAAACUUAUUGCAGCUGGCUGUCAGGAUGGCUCCAUCCAGAUCUGGGAUAGGAAUAUGAGUGUACAUACCAAGUUCCACUGCAGGCAAGCCCAUGCCCCUGGCACUGACACUUCAUGCCUGACGUUUUCCUAUGAUGGUACCGCCCUUGCCAGCCGGGGAGGAGAUGAUACUUUAAAGAUAUGGGAUAUUAGACAGUUUAAAAAGCCUCUUAAUUCAGCCGAAAGGCUGUCCAGCUUCUUUCCAAUGACAGAUUGCUGUUUCAGCCCUGAUGAUAAAAUACUUGUCACAGGCACCUCCGUUAAGAAAGGUGGUGGCAGUGGGAAGCUUGCUUUCUUCGAUCGGGAGACAUUCCAGAAGUUGUAUGAGAUAGAUGUUACAAAUGCAAGUGUUGUGCGUUGCCUUUGGCAUCCCAAGCUGAAUCAGAUCAUGGUUGGCACAGCAAAUGGAUUGGCAAAAGUGUACUAUGAUCCUGUCAAAAGCCAGAGGGGAGCAAAAUUGUGUGUGGUCAAAACAAAACGAAAAGAGAGACAAGCAGAGACUCUUACGCAAGAUUACAUUAUAACACCCCAUGCGCUUCCAAUGUUCCGUGAACCACGACAGCGAAGCACCAGGAAACAGCUAGAAAAGGAUAGACUGGAUCCCCUGAAAUCUCACAAACCUGAACCUCCAGUAGCAGGACCAGGCCGUGGUGGCCGUGUUGGAACUCAUGGAGGGACCUUGUCGUCGUACAUAGUCAAGAACAUUGCACUGGAUAAGACAGAUGAUAGCAACCCUCGAGAGGCUAUUUUACGUCACGCAAAGGAAGCGGAGGAGAAUCCAUACUGGGUUGCUCCAGCAUAUGCUAAAACACAGCCAAAAACAGUUUUUGCAGAAGUGGAACAAGAAGAUGAUGAAACAGACAAGCCAGAGUGGAAAAAACGUAAAAUUUGAAGAAUUUGGUUUAAAGAACAAUUUAAGAGCAUUUGAAACAAAGUGCAGCAUGUAUUUCUUUAUUUUGGGUAACAGAUCAAAGUCUUUGAAAGCAUAAAUUAUUUUGAUGCAUAAACCUUCCUACAGUUGGAAAAGGAUUGUUGUAUUACAGUGGACUGUAAUUCUACAUCUGAAUUUUGUAAUAAGGAAUGAAUUCUAUUGUGCAAAGGAAAACUCCUCCCUGUGUCAGUUACUUAACUUCGUGAUUUAAAUGAAAAAUAUUUGUGCUUAUAAUUUUUAACAGAAUUCUGGUGAAUUCAAGAUAUUGCUGAAUGUUCUUUUUUUAUUACUGCCAACUUUACCAAUGCUGUGUCAUGACAAUGUUAAAGGAUUUUAAGUAUCAGAAUAAAAUAAUACAGAUUCUCAAA
This is a messenger RNA of Dromaius novaehollandiae (emu), 2724 nucleotides long. Its product is annotated as WD repeat-containing protein 70. Gene Ontology annotation, molecular function: protein binding. The transcript has 18 exons. Gene Ontology annotation, cellular component: site of double-strand break; nucleus. Lineage: Eukaryota; Metazoa; Chordata; Aves; Casuariiformes; Dromaiidae. The record is from RefSeq and is a predicted model, not a curated record. Bases 359 to 2317 code for a protein of 652 amino acids.